Messenger RNA from Seriola dumerili (greater amberjack), 3878 nucleotides. RefSeq names its product interferon-induced very large GTPase 1-like. The record is from RefSeq and is a predicted model, not a curated record. Lineage: Eukaryota; Metazoa; Chordata; Actinopteri; Carangiformes; Carangidae. The annotation marks the transcript as partial. The transcript has 4 exons. Gene Ontology annotation, molecular function: GTP binding.
AUGGACCCACUGGUGAAAAAACUGCUUCAUAGUGCUGCGAGAAAGACACACCAAGAGAGGUUACUAGAAGACCUGGGGUUGGAGCAACACUACACAGAGAAGUUAUCACUGAGCAACAUACUUCAGAUUGAUGAGAGGACCAUUACUGAUGAAACUGCCAAGUGUCAAUCAGAUCUUCCAUGGUAUUUUCUGAAGAAACUAAUGAUGGUUAAUGUGACAGCCAGGAAUGCAAAAUGUACAUCAGAAUGUGAAUCUGACUGUGAUGCUGUAUCAGGGAAUACGAAGUUAGAUCUGAGGAAUCUGGUUGAUAGUCCAAACUCAGGUGACAUGCUGAACCCCCUUGACAUCAUCACUGCUCUCUUUCUGUGUUCUGAUGCUUUUGUACAGCAGGAGAUGGCACUCAAAAUGUCUAUGUGUCAGUUUUCUGUGCCGCUGCUGCUCCCUAAUUGUGACACACAACAGUGCACACUCAUGCUUUGGGCCUUGAGAGACAUUGUUAAAAAGUACAGACCUCAGUCACUUUCACAAUCCAAGGGUUUUAUUGAAGACAGAAUUGUUCUCUCUGAACUUCCAAUGAUAUCCUUUGUGAGACUGGGGGAAUGCUCCUUGUCCAAGUCAGAGAUUCUCAAUAAGCUUCUGAGCAAUUCUCAGCAGUACCAUGACACCUUUGUUCACCAUGAUAUGGAGUGUGGCGACAGUCCAAGAAGAAUAUCUGAUGGACUGACUGAAAUUACUUGGUACCUUCCUUGUGGAAACAAAAACAUUGAUAUUUUCAGUGAGCCAGUAGCUGUAGCUAACCUUCGUGGGGACAUUACUUCAUUUGAAACACAGUUUUCUUUUUUGUGUCAGACAUAUCUGCCCAAACUCUGUGCAGGAUUGCUGCUGGAUGGAUUUCCCCUUGAGCUUGUAGAUGGAGAUGCCUCCAACAUACCUCUCAGAUGGGUGAGUGAUGUUCUCUCUCAGCUCCAUGACUUGGUGUCUCCCAAGAACAAGAUACUGGUAGUCACAGUUCUUGGAGUUCAGAGCACAGGAAAGUCCACUCUUCUUAACACCAUGUUUGGAGUGCAGUUUGCAGUCAGCAGUGGUCGAUGCACUCGAGGUGCUUUUAUGUUGCUCAUCAGAAUCAAUGAAGAUGUCAAAAAAGUGCUCAACUGUGACUUCAUGGUGAUCAUUGACACUGAGGGCUUAAAGUCACCAGAGCUUGCACAACUGGAUGACAGCCAUGAGCAUGACAAUGAGCUUGCAACACUUGUCGUGGGGCUGAGUGAUAUCACCAUCAUUAAUAUUGCAAUGGAGAAUUCAACAGAAAUGAAGGACAUCCUGCAAAUAGUUGUGCACGCUUUUCUCAGGAUGAAAGAGGUGGGCAAAAAGCCUAAAUGUCAGUUUGUUCAUCAGAAUGUAUCAGAUGUUUCAGCCAAUGAGAAGAACUUAAGAGACAGGAAACUGCUCUUGCAACAGUUAAAUGAGAUGACGCAAGCAGCCGCCAAAAUGGAAAAGAAAGAGGAGAACAAGAGCUUCACAGAUGUGAUGGAGUACAGUCCAGAUACUGGGAACUGGUACAUUCCUGGACUCUGGAAUGGAAACCCACCAAUGGCACCAGUCAAUGCAGGGUACAGCGAAGCUGUAUAUGAGCUCAAGAAAAACAUCAUCCAUCUACUUGGAAAAUGUGAUUCAUCUGCUAAUGAUAUCUUGGAGAUUAAAGAGUGGAUGUCAAGCCUGUGGACUGCAGUAAAGCAUGAAAACUUCAUCUUCAGCUUCAGAAACAGUCUGGUGGCUGAUGCAUACAUGAGGCUGUGCACAGAAUUCAACAAAUGGGAAUGGGAAUUCAAAAUACACAUGUUCACAUGGGUUACAAAUGCUGAAACAAGAAUUGCACAUUUCAGAAUUUCAAAUUUCGGCACAGUUGCUGCAAAGUGUGAAAUAGCUGACAUGAAAGAUUUCAUCACGUGUUUGAGAAGUGAAGCCUCCACAGUGCUGUCUAAGUGGGAGACAAAGCUUCUUGAAAAUCUGGCACAGUACUUCAAGCAAACAGAGGGUCAUAUCUAUUUAGUAGAAGGAUACAAAGAGGACUUUGCAAACAGUGCAAAGAGCCUUCGACGAGAAAUGGAGAACUCUGUGUUUCAUCAGCUCACUGCAGCAGCAGAAAUCAAACAGGGAAUGAGAGAACUUGAUAUAAUCAAGGAAAAUCACACAAAAGAAAUUGAAAAGGCAGUGUGCGCACUGAUUGAUCAAUGUCGGAAGAAGAAUGUCCAGAUGAGAGAUCAAGAGCUGGACAAGGAAUUUGAGAAGAUGUGGAAUGAAACAGUGAAGAAACUGUCUUUUUCUGAAAAAAAGGCAACAGAUGUCUUCACCAGUGUAUCCCACUAUCUGAGAAUAAAUCUGUCACACAAGGGGAGUCAUGCAUCUGAAUUGUUGAGUAAAAAAAGCCUGAAAGAUUGUGGCAAAAUGCCUUUCAAAUAUACAGAAGAGGGAUUCUGCAAACAAUUUAAACACCGAAUGAGCAAAUGGCUAAACUGGCAAGAUCACAUCACGAUGGUACAAAAAAUGGCUGACAGUAUCAUCGCUUGUUGCAUUCAGUUUGUGACUGAAAUAGUCGAAAGGAAAAACAAUUACUCUGACACUUACAUUCAGGAGAUGCUACACAUGAUUGAUGAGAGGCUGCACAGCAAUCAGGAUUUAAAGACAGGCAUUGAGUUUGAAGUUUCUCUAAAACAACACAUCUGUGGAGUUGCAGCCAGAGUAUUUCAGAAAAUGCACGAAGAUUUCCUACAUGUGAAUGAUCCUUACAGAUGUCUGAGUCAAAACAAAGGGAAGUUUUGUGCUGAUUUUAAAGAUGUGUUUCAUAAACGAGACCAGUGCCAUACGAAGGCAGAAGAAUUCACCAGCCAAUGCUUGAAGCCUGCAGUUGAGGACUUCAUCAACCGUUCCCUGGGUCCUGAUAUCAUUGAUGAGAUGCUGACACAACAACAGUUCAGCACAAGAAUAUCCUUCCAGUAUUCAGUUUUACUGGAUUUGCUUUCAAAGGAUAACUUUGAAAAGUAUUUGAGCUACAUUUGCUCAUAUGAGGAAUAUGUGAAGAAGUGGAUACUCGACCAGAUAGUGACUCACUUCUCAAAUGGUUCUAAGAUUUCUGAGUUUGAGGAUCGUCAUAUUCAGUCAAGUAUCAGGAGCAUAAAUGAUGCUAUCAACAAGGCCAAAAUGAAAAAGAGUGGCAACUUGAAGACAUUUGUUGAUCAUGUGUGUCAGGAACUUGGAGAUAAACUGGUCAUUUCCCAGGAUGCUCUUAAUGCUUUCAUGAUACUGAACAACGCAAACCAGGAACAGUUUGCUGACUGGUUAACAGAGUGUGUAAAUGAGAUGGGAAAAGCUCUUAGAGAAGAGUUCAAAAAAUCAAACAUCCAGAAGAAACUGAAGCAUCUUCAUUUGAAGCCUCAGAAUGAGAUUUUCACUAGACUGAUUGGAUGUGGUAAACAGUGUCCGUUUUGCAAAGCUCCAUGUGAGGCGGGAGGAAAAGCCCAUACUGAGCACUGGGCUUCAAUUCAUCGCUCCAAUGGUCUUGGGCAAUUCAGGUUUCACCACUCAGAAAAACUUGUAACGGAUGUAUGCUCUUCUCUCGUGAUCAGUGACAGGAAAUUUCGAUGCCUUGCAACAAAUUUUGGAUGGCACCCAUACAAGCAGUACAGUAACAUUUUCCCCACCUGGAGAAUUCCUCCUGAUGUAAGCCUCGAGGCAUCAGACUACUGGAAAUAUGUGAUGGCAACAUUCAACAAAAAGUUUGCCGAAGAAUAUAAUGCAAAGCCUGCUGAUAUUCCCUCAACCUGGAAAAGAAUUACAGAAAAGCAGGCAAAAGCCAGCCUUCAACAGUCAUUCAGCAUCAA